This is a messenger RNA of Ostertagia ostertagi, 1122 nucleotides long. NCBI's taxonomy places the organism in Eukaryota, Metazoa, Nematoda, Chromadorea, Rhabditida, Trichostrongylidae. The record is from the annotation of a GenBank genome assembly.
AUGUGUGGCACGGAGUGCGGUGAAGAGACCUCAGACUGGGUUCUGAAAUACGUUACCAAAUUCGCAACUGCCAUUGACCCUCGUUGCAAAUUGGCCAGCCAGUUGCCAAUCGGCAAGGUGAUCGGAGUCGGAUGUUCGGCUGACGAGGAGGCGAUUAUCGAUCAUUGUGCUGCUCCGCUGAAUGACAUCGGAAGCCGGCUUGAAGAGCUCUUCCAAGGUGGCCUACAGGCGAUGAUCAAGAACGUGAACAGCUUGGCACCGGUCUUUGCGGGUGGCUGCAAUCUUACAGAUGAGAUUUCGGAAUGUGCAUCGUUCCUGUUACUGGACGGACGACCAUGUGUUGUGUCUUCCUGUCUGAUCCGUGCUGGCGAAGGAAUCUGCGAUCAGCCGGAUCCCACAAAAGCCAUCGAUGACAAUCUCAGUUGCGUGUUCGCACAGGUACAAGAACCAUCAUUCGCGAAGUGUGUACGAUCUACGCUGUCUACAGUGAAACAAUUCACCCUGAGUUCCUUCCGUAAUAUCCUACCGAAAUUCGUCGACUGCACUGAGGAGAUCGUUCGUGCCAAAUGCGGAGAAACGCCCAUAAAUGUACUUCGCGCCAUGUCUUCACCCGACAUCUGCCCAGUUGGCCCAGCGCCAAUUGUUCCCGUCAAUAAGGGCCAUGUGCCGCAACGAGUGGAGCCACAGCUUCCCACAUGCACCCCAGAAAAGCAACAAGCGUACGAUCAGUGCACUGAGCCGUUCUUCAGUUACCGUAUGCUUCCAAUAACGCUGAUCAACGAGAUGGAGAAAAUGGACCAGGUUUGCGCCGAUGUGUCAAUCAUGGACGGCUGCUCGAUCGCAACGAGGGUUUGCGGCUCUGCCGAACAGAUGGCGCUAAAAAAGAUGAUCGAACAGCUCUGCGCCAGCCCGAGAAGCCUACGACCACUACAAGAUUUGCUUGAAGGAGCUUCGUGCAUGUCAGAAUUCAUGUCAUCAACACCUGGAACCCGAUGCUCUGCCAUUCAGAACGCCGCUACAUGCAUGGCCAAGCAGGUACGAGAUACAUGCGGUGAUGAUGCGCUGACGUAUUCGUUUGCUGCGAUGAAUGACUACGCACGAAUGAUGGACAGCCGAUGCAGG